CUCAUGAAGUGGGCGGUGGGCGGCGGCGGCGGCGGCACCAGGCGCAAGGCGUCCGCGCGCCCUGGCUCAGACCCCGACACGCCCACGCCCACGCCGACGCCCACCGCCAGUCGACAGGUGAGCUUCAGCAACACGGUCUCGCCGCAGCAACAGCAGCAGCAACAACACCAACACCAACAACAGCAGCAGCAACAGCAGCAGCAGGCGCCCGCCGAGCCGGUGACGCUGGCGACUCUCAACAGGGACUGCUUCAUCAUCCCUGUGGCCAGCCUCGACCGCUUCCUGCCCGCCGGAGUGCCCAUGCCGCUGACGGAGAAGUCGCCCAGCUUCCUGAGCGUGCUGGAGGUGGACGACCCCAAGCUGUGCGUGCUGCUACACCUCAUGACGGCCAUGGAGCCCAUCGAGCCGGUGCUGGAGUCUCCGCUGGCGCGGCCGCUGGCGCAGCAGAAGACGGCCGCCUCGGACCUGCUGUGCGAGGUGGGCAGUGCCAAGACCGCCAGCGAGGGCAUGCUGCUCUCCAACAUGGAGAAGAAUGCGGAGUUCCCGUUCAUUUCGUACUACGUGAUCAACAAGAGCCAGACGGACCCGGUGGACUUCUUCCGGAACCUGCGCGCGGCGUCUCUGCGGAAGUUCGACCCGCGCAGUCUGCGCUACACGGCGGCCCACAUCCUCGAUCUCUUCAACGAAGUGGCGACGAUCGCGCGCCCGCCGCUCGAUACCCACUCCAAGAGGCCCAACUCGGCCGCCACCGGCUACAUCAUCUCCGUCUACAAGGUGUUCGAAGGCGACGACGGCGAGAAGUUCGAGAAGAACUGGCUCUAUUGGACAGGUGCCAGGAUGCUGUACCGGUACCUGCCCAAGUCGGUGGGCCUGCGCAGAAUAACGCUGCACAAGUCGCUGUCGAGCGGCGACAAGAUGUACCUGCUGCUGUGCGAGUGCUCCAACUUCCUGGAGAACCUGUCGGCGGCCGCGCUGCUGCUGCCGGCGCUGCGGGCGCGCCUCUGCGGCUACACCGGCCUCUACCGCACAACUGCCUCCUUCUGAGCUCUCCAAUGUCUCAAGAAGCCUAUGGAAGAGAGUAUGCCAACCCAGCCUAAUUUUCUGUGUGUUCCAAGCGCCUGCAUUAGUGCAAGAACAAAUUUCCCAAGCAACUGUUCUUCCAGUAGCUGAGAGAAACGCACACAGUGGAACAUGAGGUUCUCACAGUGUGGGAUAUCAAAACAAACAUCAGCGAGAUUUAUCCGUAGUUCAACAAUUUUUAUUCCAGUGUCGUUUUUGACACAUUCUCGAAGCUCAUAAACAGGAAACACAUAACUGUCUGUGCUUUUGUACGUGACUGGAUGGAACUGGUGGCACAAGUAUCAACAACUAAUGUAUUCUGUUGUUAUUUAAGUACUGGUUGGGAUAACAAAAACGCUUGAAAUGUCUCUCUUUUAUUAAGAAUGAAAUCAGAUUACAUAUAGUGGGAAAACAAAACCUGUGUCAAUUCAUGAUUACUUUAGGGAUUUUAAUUCUAAUACUUACUAGAUUUGCUCAUUAGAAAGUAUUCACAGAUUAAGCACCUAAACGCUCAAAGAAAUAUAAAAUUUUAGACAUACUGUAGCAAAUUAGGUUUUAAAAUUCACACCAAUUGCUUCCUGAGCAACCUUUAUUUCCUAGCAUGAGUGAUAGUACAUUAUGAAACAAAUUAUACAGCUAUAGUUCCAAUUCUCUACAAACAUAUGCUCUGUCAGACAUCACAGCACUAUGAUUUUAUGAAAUAUUCUUUGUUUAUCUGAUUAUUCGUUACAUUCAAACGUAAAUAACCUAGUUCCAGUCCUUUCUUUUUGAAAAUGUCCUUUUAAGCAGAAUGUAAAUGACUGCUGAAAUCAGUGAGACACAAAGCUGCCCUCAACCCUUAACUAAUACAAAUGCAAGUAGUGUGUUUUAAAGCCAUAACAAGAAUAAACUAGUUUUUGAAUUUGAAAUAGAUGAAAUAUGUAAGACAAAAAAAUUUUAUCCAAGGUAAAAGCUGUGACUAACAAAGUCAAUCUGAUGCCUCUAAAAAUCUUCCAAGUAGCUCUCUUAUGAAAGAAAUGCCUAUUCUAAUAAUCAGUAGUUUCACUAGAUAUUUUUAUAGAAAAGUCAAUUUUACAACAUAGAUAAUGAAGAAGAAUUUCUUUGAAAGUAAAGCUCCUGGCAUAAGACUAGAAAUCACUGGGAACAGAAAUGUUUCAUACUACACAUGCUUGUAAAUAGGUAAAGGUUAUUUAAUUAGUAAUAGAUUAGCAUCUGUUUAACUCACAUAUCACAAAACAUCAAAUUCAGCGCUUAAACAGAAUAAAAUAUUCAUACAUCUCUCAUAUGACCUAAAAAGUUUAUUCGUUUUUAAACCACUCAUAGCCAGUUCAAGCCUGAAAAACCUUACACAUCUAGGAGAGAAGCAUACACAUUUCAUAGGUGCCUCAUUAAUGAAAGUUAUUCUAGGGAUUUAAGUAGUAGAACUCAUAGAGAAAGAGCUUUUUUAUACUCUAAUUUUAUAGUAUUUGGUAACAGAAAUAAUGGCCAACAAUAUGAAAUGAACUUUUCAUGGCAGUGAAAUCAAAUAUCAGAAAAUGCGUACUUGUAUAUCCAUUUUGAUGUGGUAUAUAUUUAGAACUAAUGAGCAGUUUCAAAAUAAAGCAGACCAAGCAAAUAUUUCUUGGUAUAAUCAUCAUCUUUCAGUGUAAAAUAAAUAACACACAAACACUCUAUUGCCUCAGGAAAAAUUUGGACUAUCUUGUUAAUAGCUAUUUACCACUCAUAUUUCGGACAGCUUCUUAUGAUCAUAAACAGCUACAGCAUGUGUUUCAGGAUGCAAAGAUUAAUACAAAAAGCUUUUCAUCAGUAUCUAUGUAUGUUUCAAAUGGAAAUAUGCUAUUCAUUAAUUUUAAAAAGACAUUUACCUCUGAGAACCAAGAAAUCUGAUUAGUUUCACCUUCUAAGAAAAAGUUAGAUGUAUAGUGUUCAUAAAUACGUAGAUGAAUGUCGGUAAGAUGCAUUACAAUUUUUGAGUCUUUUUUGCUCCAAUCAGAGUCAAUACUGAGAGGGGCAAAUUCCUUGCUUUUCUUUCCAGUAAGUGUUUAUAAAUGUAAUGGACAGAAAAGGCAUAUAAAUAGCUUUCCUCUUUACAAAAGCCAUCCAUAAUUUGGUUACUUCCCAAUAUGUACAGGAAUUACAUUUCAGUGGAUAUGAGCAGUACCAUUAAAAUUUCAAUUUUGAAUAUAAACAUCAAGUAAUAAUCUCAUUGCAUCCUCUGAAAGACAGAGAGGGAUUUCAAAUGUGUCUACAAUAGUACCAGAAGCAGAAAUAUGAAAGAAAGCCAUAGAAUAAAACCAUCAUAAUUGAAACAUCUAAUCAAACCCAUUCUGAACAAGUGUUCAGCAACAAACCACUAAGUAUUGGUCUUAAUGACAAUCAAACAGUACUUUUGCAAGAUAAAAUGCUCCUUUUUGUGUUAUACACUGAAAUGAGAAGGAAAUUCUUAUGACCAAAUGAAUUCAUACAGUUAAUUAUAGUUGACACUGUUACUAUAACUGGCAAAUGGUGCAAUGGGAAAUAAUAAUCUUGAACCAAACAAUAUCCCCAAUAUAUUUGGGGCCUAAUAAAGUAUAUCCAGAAGUGGACUGUUCUGAGCAACUGUUUCUAAAUCAGGACCCAGCAAGACAGUACAGUGCUCAGACAAUGGACAUGUACUCAUGAGGAUGGCAGUUAAAAUCCUCAUCUUACCAUCCUGAUUUAGGUUUUCUAUGCUUUCCCUAAAUCAUUUAAUGUGAAGCCUAGAAGGUUCCUUUGAAAGGCUUGGUUGAUUUUGUGAGCUUGUGCUCUAUCUCUAAUGAUGUCAUCAUUGAUAGAAUGUUAAAUUCUAAUCUUCCUUCUUUCCUUUUAUCUACUCAGUAACAGGUUUUAAUUUGUUUAAUUAAGGUUCCUAAGAAUAAGCAAACUCUGUAAAACAUUCAGUGGCAAUAACAAGGUUUUCUACAUGAUCUCACAGAAUCCCCCACAAACGUUCUUAUGUUUAGAAUGUCAAAUCAAACACUUUUCAGCUGUCUAAAUUGAUUUGACAUUCUGCACUGACCAGCUGAGGUCCUGCAACCAUCUCUGAAAAGAUGGACAUAAGAGACUUCUCAUGUUUAGUUUCUAGAUAGUGUUUAUACAGCAGCUACUGAUAGUGUAUACAAACAAAUUAAGAAUUUAACGAAUAUUAUUCUGUUUGUAUCAUUAUACUGAAGAGGUGAGACAAUUUUAUAUACUUAUGUCAUUUGAACUUCUCAGAGUCAGUCACAGUAACAGCUUUGACAUAACAGCAUUCAUGGAAAUAUUUUUAGAACAGUGUGUAUAAUUCUGUUCUAUCACAUACUCUUCUCAUAGUGGUGAAUCUUACAUUUAAUAUUAUUUUAUUGUGUAAACCUGCCAUAACAUUCCUUCAAGAUUUGCUGUCAUCUAAAAUGACACUGGAAACAGAUUGUGGCUAGGUUUCAUGUAGAAAAAUCAAUGCCAAAUAUGAAAAUUAUUGAUUAUUCUUUUGUCAUAUGUUCCAUAGUGCCUUCAUAAACUUAUAAAAAAUAUACUGAAUAGGAAAGUGGAAGGAUAUUUUCUUUUGGACUUGUAUGUUUAUGAAGUAUAGGUAACAGAAAUUUUGCCAAUUAUUGAUUGUAUAAUAUUAACAGAACCUUAUAGUACUAUUCAUAGUAUUAUCAAAUAGCAAAGAUCAUAUUGUUGUUCCUAGUGCUUCAUAAUUCUGGUGAGGCACAAGCUAAAACCGUUUCAUUUACUCACUUCAGAAGAAACACUACAUGUCAUAAAAAAGUCACAGCCUUUUAAUUCUCUUUCAUUAUGAAAAAAAUGCAAUGAAUUUAUGUACCUACCUUCUACAGGUAUUGUCAUUCAGAAAUCUGUUUUUAAUAGAACUAAAUUCCUACAUGGUCUGAACAAUGAAUGAAACUAGGUUUAUAGUUCUUGAAUAUCAACAUCAAAAUGGAUAUAAUACAUUACUGCUUGAGCUUAGCUUCACUUGAAAACAAAUUUUUAGCCUAAUGAAACACAAACUUCAUUUUGUGCUUUUAACAGUAGUAGAAUAAGCAGUAAUAUUUGGUAAAAGCAAGGCUGGAGUAUCUAUAUAGUCACCCAUUUUUAGGGUUUCCUAAAUUCAAAAAGAUGGAUGCUAAAGUUGUUCCUUCAAAAAUGCUGGUCGGAUUUCCUUCCCAUCAUUGUUAAUCUGAGCUUGUACUCAUUCUCUGAUGACCUGCGUAAAGAAAUACUAUAUUUGUUCAUUAUUUUGGCCAUACUAAAUUAACUACACUAUAGUAUUAAUAUACAAACAAUCACUAACUAAUGAAAGUUACACUCUGAUAGCUAUCUGUUAUGUUUAUUUUAAGAAUCUCAAAAUUUUUCAUCUAUGUAAUAUAUUAUAGUAAUGUUUGGAAUACAGUAAAAUAAUAUGUUAUAUUAGCCACUCUACGUGCCAAAUUGUCAUAAAUCCUCAUAUAAUUUUGAUGUCAGAUAUUCCUGUUUGUUAGUGUCAGAUAUUAUUAAGUUAAAAUUUUGUGACCAUAUUGCACUUUAUGAGCACAUUUUCAUUAAUGUUACUGACCCUCUGCAAAUGGAAAGUUAGAUACCCAAAAGAAAAGAAAGUCUCAUUCUUUUUGUAAAUAAUAACUUUCUUUAUGUCUGCCUGGGACACAACACUGAAAUCUUGAGUGAUAUCUGUAUUAUUCCCUGUAACACUGUUAAUGCUGUAAAUGCAGCUGGUGUACUGCUGAGAUGGGUAUUUUUAAAUUCCGUAUUUGUUGAUAUGAUCGUUUGCUCUUAGUGGUACCUCCAUCCACUUAAUUUAUUAUCAAUACAUUGGUGCCAGGUUUGAUGCUUAAAUCUCCUAUUUUCAAGCAGUUGACUGUUUUAUUCAGAAUUUCUUUAAAUUGUUACUUUAUGAUGUUUUCCUAGUACUUUAUUCAUAUAGGGAUAUCUAGAGAAGCUUUCACACUUACAGUGAACAGGACUGUGAUGGAAAAAAGGGGAAAAUAUGCAACACACAAAAAGAGAAAACAGUUAACAACUUGAAAAUCAAUUAGUUACUAGAUGAACUGCAUUGAAUUACUUUGUAAAAUAAGAUAUUUACGUCACAAAGUUACUGUACUUUCUAGAGUCUAUAAAGUAAAUUGAAAUUCUUGUCUUACAGAAGUUGCCAUUUGCAGGCAAUGAGCUACACAGGCAUUUUAGUCAUCAUAGGUUGUAGAAGUAUUAUAUAUACUUCUAACGAAUUCUGCUACAUUUCUGCAUUGUAUCAUUAUAGAUUUGUGACAAAGAUUGUAUACCCACUCUUUCAAUAACAGAAGCAAACUUAGUUGUAAGUACAGAUCAUACACACAUAUACAACUGCUUCAGGCGAUAGGUGUUUAAAUUGCUACUAUGUUUUCUCUCAUAAGUGCAAGGCAGUUUAACAGAUUACACUAUUAAAUAUAACAGCUAAUGAAAAGUAAGAUAAUUAUGUAAUUGUAACAUAUGUUCUGUUAUAUAUUCCUUGCAUUUUAAAGAAACAGCUCUUCAGGAACUUAUAACCUAUCCUCUUUAUUUGAGAAAAAUUGUUGAAAUUUUUUUGUGAUAUUUCACAUUAGAAGUGUGGGUUUUGUGAUUCUUAUACAAUUUCUACUGUAUUCUCAAAUAAGUAUAGCAGUUUUUAAAGUUUAGUGUAUGGCUGUCUUUGUAAAUUGUGCAAGCUUUUAAAAUUUACAUUGCACAAAUUUUAUUCUAAAUUUGUGUCACAGUUAACAGUGCUUUCUAUUGAAACAUAUUUUUGAUAAUAAAGAAGGUAGACCACACAAAGUUGCACAUGCCGGGCAUAGUUUUCUGUUUACUUGGUCUAUUCAUAAGAGAAGGAAGAACCUAUGAGAGCCUUUAUCGUAUACAAAAAAUCCUGAAGCAUCUCUUGAUACUGAUACAGGAGUUUACUUUAUUGUAUAUUUUUGUCAUGUACAUACAAAAAUGUAAAAGAUGCCUAUAAAAUACUGAGUGCCUUUAACUGGUUUAACAGAAUGUUUGUACAGCAAUCCCACUCUAAAAUAAUGUACUUUAAAUAUGAACAAUGUCUCUGGCAUAAUACACUGUCUUUCACAAAUCUCAAAAUUGCUGUAUUGUUUUGAAAUGGUACUCGGCAUUUAAGCAUUUGACACUAAUGCAUAACAUUAGUUUUCUGUAAUUUGCUGCAUAAAUUUUAUUACAUUUAAUAUGAAAACUGACAGUUGUAGUAAGCUGCUUAACAGAUUUUAGAGUAUAUCUUGUUUUCAUGUAUUUUUGUAUAUUGCUUCACAAAUUCUUUGUUGAUACAGCAAACCCAUUCAGAUUUGUUUCAAUUUUGUAAACUGAAACACAGUAUGUAAACUAUUAUACAAUUUUCUUUCUACAUUAAUACCUCAUGCUUCUUGCUAAUGCAUUCCAGCUGCGUAAUAGGCACUGGCAAUUAUAGUAUUUACACAUACUGUGCUUCAGAAAAAAGUGCUUUAUUGUAUAAUGGUAAGAGACAGGAGCAGAAAUCAAGAUACUGUAUUUAUGUACAAAAAUAUUGAGUGUUUUUUAAUCUUGAGUGAAACAAUGUAUUUUAAAGAGUUUUAAUUGGAAAUUUCUUACUUUUACACAGUCAUUUUCAAGUAUGUACCUGUAACUCACAGUUGUUCAUACAUUUGUGGUUUCUACUCAUAAGCAAAUUGAAUGCCAACACUUGGAAUAUGCACUUUUACAGUAAUGUAGGUAACGAACAAUGACUACCAAUUGUUAAUAGUAUUUUCUUGUAAGAGGAGAUUUCCUUCUGCAUGACUAUUGCU
This is a messenger RNA of Schistocerca piceifrons (Central American locust), 7835 nucleotides long. RefSeq lists its product as uncharacterized. The coding region runs from base 4 to 1044 and encodes 346 amino acids. The transcript has 6 exons. The record is from RefSeq and is a predicted model, not a curated record. NCBI's taxonomy places the organism in Eukaryota, Metazoa, Arthropoda, Insecta, Orthoptera, Acrididae.